This is a messenger RNA of Neurospora hispaniola, 891 nucleotides long. RefSeq lists its product as uncharacterized. The record is from RefSeq and is a predicted model, not a curated record. Lineage: Eukaryota; Fungi; Ascomycota; Sordariomycetes; Sordariales; Sordariaceae. Bases 43 to 693 code for a protein of 216 amino acids. The transcript is spliced from 3 exons.
GGUGAAAAGAGGCUGGUACAUUGAUACCCUCAAACCCGACAGAUGGUGCGCUACACCAGCGACACGAAGAAUGGAAGCUCAUCGCAAGAGGUCCCUGCUGGAAUCUGUAGAGGGGCGCACAAUUGUUGUAGUUGUUGUUAUUGCGUUGUAAGGUUGGUCUCCGGGAUUUGCCCGCUAAGCUAUGGUGCAACUACUGAAGACCGGACUCUACCGCUGCCAGGACCGCUAGAGCUCAAUGGCCCCACAAGACGCUGGCAUGGAACAAUGAGUAGCUGGAAGGUUUUAGGAGGUAAUGUUUGUCUUGUUCUGAACUGGUACCGUAUGGGAUUCGGUGUCGUGCAGAAGACGCAGGGUUCAACACUGCCAAAUUGUUUUUUGGCGCCCGUCAAAGGGCAUAUACGUGUACGUGGUUGUCGGACACACACCAUCAACCCUACAUGUCGGAAGUCCCAUUUCGCAAGACGAUUCGCUUUGGUUCUGUUUAAAUAUGGCGAGUCGGACUCUCGGAGGCCCAAGGAGUCAAGACAGGAAUGUCGCGUUUAUUACCCUGGAUAUGACUUUAAGUUCGAGGUAUCAGAAUAUUUGGUUCUCGUACGGGAGUCAGUCUGUGAUGUUCGAUUUACAGCCCGAAAGCUUCACAUAACACAGUCCUGUAUGUUCUUCCACGAGAGCUCCCUUGCAGGGAGGUGUUGAGAGGAAAAGGGAGAAUAGUCAGUGGACAUGGAGGCAUGAAUCAAGCAGUGCAGGAAAGCUCAGACCAAGAAUUUGAGACCUACGUACCCUAACAAUGAGGCUGGGGCACUUGACCUGCCUGCUGCCUGCCCGCAGAUGAACAUUUCAAGGUCUGUCUCGAGAUCUACCUUAGGUACCUUAAAAUGUACGUAAUUAGGC